ACCGCUGCGGCCGGUGGAGCAGCGUGACAGCAUCAGCAGCGGGGCAGACGUGCAGCAACCACCACCACCGGUACAGCAGCCACAGCAGUCACAGCUAUAGCCGGUGCAGCGGCGGCGGCGCAGCAACAGCAGCGGAGGCGGUGCAACAGCUGCCGCAGCUGUAGCCGGUGCAGCAGGAGCAGCAGCGGUGGAGCAGCAGCCCCAUGGGUGUCUCCGGCAGCGCGCCCGCCACUCCUUGCAACAAGCUCCUGGCGCACGUGAGCGACCCGCGCUCGCCCAGCGCCGGCAUCCUCCGCACCCCCAUCGAGGUGCUGAGCUCCCCGGCGGGCAGCCCCGCGCCCGGCCCCGCCGCUGCCGCCCCGGAGCGCGACCCGCGAUCGCCCACGCCCGGCAUCUCCCGAACGCCCAUGAGGAGCGAGUCCUGCGACAGUGUGGACUGCCUGGUGAAGCAGCUCAGCGAGGCCUUUGGUGCUGAGACGCCACUGGCGGGAGUGACCUGUCCUCCUGAGGAGCCGACUGUAGAAGAGACAGCCCGGCGGAGCACCCCGGAGGUGGCUGCUGCCCCAGCUGGAGAGGUGGAGAAGCCACCCUCUCCCAGCGCUGCCCCAACUCGGCCGGCUCGUGUUGCUGUGUUGGGCUUCUCCUCAGGGAGCAAGCCUGCAAGACGCAAGACCAACAACAAAAUCAUGGCAACAGCUGGAGGAACUGCCCGCUCUCCCCUCAGCAUCCUACAAGAUGAUAAUUCUCCCAGUACUCCUGUCUCUCGCCAGGUUAAGAGGCAUGUGUUGGGAGAGAACCUCGGGGAGAAGAAGGAAGUGACAGUGGAUCUGAGCAGGACUCUCAAGUCUGGGAGCUGUGCUUGGAGUGACUUGAACAAAGAGAACCAACAGUGUCCUUUUGUGGAGAACUAGAGGCCUCCUUUUCCAGGAUCUUGCUGUAAUUUACCUCAAUGUUUUGAGAGCCUGCUAUGGGUGAGAAAUCCUGCAAUAGACUGAAACUCCAGACUUGUGGUCACUCUUCUUGCCUACCCCUGUCGGGGAAAGGGGAAAAAACUCUCUCUUCCUCUCUCCUAACUUUGCUUGUCUUAUGUACAGUACAGACUUUGGCUCUCUCUAUUGUAUAUCAGCUGUAUUGUCUUACUGUAGAGUUCUUAUCUGUAGCAAAUAAAUUUUAUUAAGCCUUUGCCUAUGUCUAUGUCCUGACAGGACAGGACAAGUCCCCUCCUUGCCUAGUGCAAUGUUUUCUUUGGUGAUAUAGGUUUGGGAACAAAUAGUUCAGCCUUCUUUGAGCCCUAAAACUCUGCUCUGUCCCCUGCUUUUAAUGUGCUGCUACACAGCUGUGCUGAGAAGGGUCUGACCUGAAACCCAUAUGCUACAGUGUGGGCUGGGGACUGGUGGCUCUGGGCAGGAUGUAUCCAAGUGUGUACUAUACUUGGAUGUAUCCAAGUGUAGUUUCUAUAGUCCUGCCAUGCCUUCUCUGACCCAAAACUAACACAGAACUAGCUAGUUGUGAGGGUCUGGCAUGAAGGUGAGAUCCAAAAUAGGAUUGGAUAGUAUUGUGCAUUUGUAUCUUGACUUUCUGUUGAUAUAUCACUACACCUUGUUGCCCUUCAACUCUCCCUACCAAUGCCUUGGGACCCCAACAUGCGGCUGUGAGUCGACAAGUGGAAUAGGGACUGAAUAUAGUGUCUCAAAUAUCCAAGUUCUGCAAGGAUGCAUUUUCAGCUCUAUCCCAACUCUUGGACAGUAAGCCUUGAGCCUAACAGCCUCGUCUCAACUAAAAUGUAGGUGGGGAAUGUGCUUCCCUGGGGCUUUGAGGCAGAGCAAAGCCUCUGGGUGAGAUGUUCUUUAGUUGGGGACAGUAGGCAGUGUUCACAGGAGGAGAGUUAAGUUUGCAGUAGCUCAUUGCAAUGUUGGAAAGAACACAGCCUGCGGUGCUUAUAUGAGCUUUCUUUAUUAGCCUGGGCUAUGAUGAUUUAUAAUGGACUUGAAAGGAGGGGCUGAUGGCUACUGGUUAAACAGGGUCACCACACAACAUAGGAGUGAGGCAAAAAGAGAAGGAACAGCAAGAAGCAGACAAUAUUCCUUGGUAUGCUGGCAGGUCUGAGGGCUACCUUUCCCCCAUGUAUGCAUAGAUAAGACUUGAACUAAGUCUUCCCCAAUGGAAAAUGAGUGCAAUUUACAGUAGCUUUUUGAUUUGAUGUUGCAUGAUAGAAAUCUCAAACCUGGUAUAUCUCUGAGGCUGUCUGCAGGGAUAUAGGACAGCUUCACAGAGAAGCUGGGUAGAGUUAAAUCGGGGCAGAGGUGUUGCACAACGGGUCCUCUGAAGGAUGGGUGUCAACACGGUAAAUGCAGGGUGUCUGUACUGUACUGCAAAGUCCUGAGACAUAAUGAACAGUGUUUUGCAGGUCUUCAACCCUGCACAAGGCUGGAAACUGCUGGGUCUGUUUAGAGGUGGAGAGAAGGGCCACUGUGCAUGUUCCUGCUCCCCAGCUCCUCCUGCUUCCCCCGCUCCCCCUGCUCCCCUUCCCCUCUCCU
Molecule: messenger RNA, 2537 nt
Organism: Cuculus canorus (common cuckoo)
Lineage: Eukaryota; Metazoa; Chordata; Aves; Cuculiformes; Cuculidae
Gene: CDCA3
Product: cell division cycle associated 3
Exons: 5
Coding region: 204-911 (235 amino acids)
Source: RefSeq, a predicted model, not a curated record